Suillus clintonianus is the source of this 1470-nucleotide messenger RNA. RefSeq lists its product as uncharacterized. Gene Ontology annotation, cellular component: mitochondrion. Gene Ontology annotation, molecular function: ketol-acid reductoisomerase activity. The coding region runs from base 209 to 1420 and encodes 403 amino acids. The record is from RefSeq and is a predicted model, not a curated record. NCBI's taxonomy places the organism in Eukaryota, Fungi, Basidiomycota, Agaricomycetes, Boletales, Suillaceae. The transcript is spliced from 6 exons. Gene Ontology annotation, biological process: L-valine biosynthetic process.
AUCCAUGGUAAUAUCAACGAGCCUAGUCAAGACCGUCGAGCCUUGUCUAAGCCCAUGCUACGUCAUCAUAUCAAACGUCGGCUACUACUCAGGGCUGCGGGCGCUCUGAUUGGCGUUCCCGAAGGAACGGACAUUUCCUCUCGCUUUAAGAACCGAUGACGGCUCCAUCUUCCGGCGCUAAACCUUUGGACUCUGCUCUGACAGUCAAAUGGCCUCCACCUCAUCAUCUCUCCGUGCUCUUUCCCGUACCGCACGAGCUACUCCAAGGUUACUAGCCAAAAAGCCAUUACAGACUGCAACCUAUUCGUUGUUGGCGCGUCAACAGCAGCCAGCGGUAGCAAAUAAGCGGGUUCUUGCUACUAGAGGGUUGAAGACGCUCGACUUUGCUGGUUCAAAAGAAGUCGUGUACGAGCGCAGUGAUUGGCCUCUUGCAAAACUCCAAAACUACUUCAAAAACGACACCCUCGCUCUCAUUGGCUAUGGCUCACAAGGACAUGGUCAGGGCUUGAAUGCUCGUGAUAACGGCAUCAAUAUCAUCAUCGGCGUUCGCAAGGACGGAGAAAGUUGGAGACAGGCAGUAGAGGAUGGAUGGGUACCCGGAGAAUCACUUUUUCCUAUCGAGGAAGCCAUCGACAGGGGUACAAUCAUCAUGAAUCUACUAUCAGAUGCAGCACAAUCAUCAACAUGGUCUCAGAUCGCACCUCUCAUCACGAAAGGCAAAACCCUCUACUUCUCACAUGGAUUUUCAGUUGUGUACAAAGACGAUACCAAGGUGAUCCCUCCAAAAGAUGUCGACGUUAUUCUAGUAGCGCCAAAAGGAUCCGGUCGCACUGUCCGGACCCUCUUCAAGGAGGGCAGAGGCAUUAACUCCAGUGUCGCAGUUUUCCAAGACGUGACUGGCAAAGCAAUGGAGAAAGCUGUAGCUAUUGGUGUCGCUAUCGGCUCUGGUUACAUGUACGAAACAACCUUUGAGAAGGAGGUGUACUCAGAUCUGACUGGUGAACGUGGUGUGCUCGCAGCCGCUAUCCAGGGUUUAUUCUGUGCACAAUACAAAGUGCUUCGUGCCAACGGCCAUUCGCCCUCAGAGGCAUUCAACGAAACCGUCGAAGAAGCCACCCAAUCUCUGUAUCCCCUAAUCGGAGAAAAAGGCAUGGAUUACAUGUUCAACGCCUGCUCGACCACCGCUCGACGAGGUGCCCUUGACUGGGCGCCGAUCUUCGAGGACGCAAAUCGUCCGGUGUUCGAGAGGCUUUAUGAAAGCGUAAAGAACGGCACGGAGACGCGUAAAGCGCUCGAAUUCAACGGGCGCGCCACUUAUCGCGAAGACUUGGCCAAAGAGCUGAAAGAGAUUGACGAGCAGGAGAUCUGGAGAGUCGGAAAGGUCGUCCGUUCGUUACGCCCUGACUACAAACCAGAGUAAAAGCCUGAUGAUGAUCUGAUCCUGUUUGUUCGGUAUUCACAAAAAAAAAU